Molecule: messenger RNA, 543 nt
Organism: Entrophospora sp. SA101
Lineage: Eukaryota; Fungi; Glomeromycota; Glomeromycetes; Entrophosporales; Entrophosporaceae
Source: the annotation of a GenBank genome assembly
AUGCAUGCAAAUAACUUCGCAACUUUAGUAAAUACAGCAGUUUCUACAAAAGAAAUGAUUCAUAGAUUAUACAAGGCCAUUAUUCCUCAUUCUAACAAAAAAAAUAUUGAGCUAGAUUUUGUAUGUUGUGAUAACUGCCUGCAAACCUUACAAUUUUUACUAGAUGGUGGUGUUGAUGAAAGAUAUGAUUACAUUUCAUCAUCAACAAUUGAUUUAGACCAAGAAGAUAAUUCAUCAUCACCUUCACAAAUAACAUGUAUGAAUGAAAAUUAUAUUAAUCAUGAUCUACAAACUGCUGACCUUGAAAAUACUCUUAAUGAUGAUUUAUUUGCAGAAAUUGGGUAUGCAUAUCAAGAACAACUUAAUUGUAUUGAACAUCUUGCAUCACAGAAAGUAAAAUACUUUAAAAGUAUUAGUUAUACCAUAAUUGAUGAUGAUGAUUGGAUUGAUGUAAAUCUUCAUGUUGGUGAUAUUAUUGAUGUUCUGGAGGAUAUAUCAAAUAAUGAAAAUACUGGAAUAAAAAUGAUUAUUUCAUAUGCGUGA